AUGUAUUUUUUUUCCAUUUCAACCCCCAUCCCACCAGACGCCAUCCUCGGUCCCAGCGUCCUAGGUCUCGAACAGGCUAUUGAAUGGAUCAACCUCUCCACUUCUCCUACACCUGCCCAGUUAAUAAGCCGUUCGCAGGCUUCCAGCUCUACCAGCAGCAGUAUAACCCAACAGACUAUGUUGCUAGGGAGUACCUCCCCUACCUUAACCGCAAGCCAAGCUCAAAUGUACCUCCGAGCUCAAAUGCUGAUUUUCACCCCUGCUACCACUGUGGCUGCUGUACAGUCUGACAUUCCUGUUGUCUCGUCGUCGUCGUCGUCGUCACCUUCCUGUCAGUCUGGAGCUACUCAGGUUCAGAACUUAACAUUGCGCAGCCAGAAGCUGGGUGCAUUAUCUAGUUCUCAAAACGGCCCCCCGAAAAGCAGUAGCCAAGCUCAGUCGCUGACCAUAUGUCAUAAUAAAACAACCGUAACCAGUUCCAAAGCCAGCCAACGAGAUCCUUCUCCAGAAAGUAACAAGAAAGGAGAGAGCCCCAGCCUGGAAUCUCGAAGUACAGCGGUCACACGGACCUCAAGCAUCCAACAAUUAAUAGCACCAGCUUCGUAUUCUCCAAUUCAGCCCCAUUCUCUCCUAAAACAUCAGCAGAUCCCUCUGCAUUCGCCGCCGCCGCCGCCUCCAAAGGCUUCCCAUCACCAGCUGAUACUGCAGCAGCCGGUCCAGGCCGCGCCCCUCCCGCCCCCCAGCCCGGACCCCCCGGCGCCUCAGCACUGCCUCCCCGUCUCGAGCCACGGCCUCCCCAUCUCGAGCCCCGGCGGCGUCCCGCCCCAGCGCUGCUCCCCGAUCCAGAGCCUCCCGCUGUCCCCGACCCCCUCGCAGGCGGGGGCCCAACAGUCCGUGGUGGUGUCCCCGCCGCCCCCUCCGUCCCCCAGCCAGUCCCCGGCCAUCAUCAUCCACCCGCAGGCGCUCCUCCAGUCGCACCCGCUCCUCCCGGCGGGGCCGCCCGCCCCUCCCCAGGUCCAGCCGCCGGCCCACCUGGCCCUCCCGCCCUCCCCCGUGGUGCACGUGGGGUCGCUGGCCUCCCCAGGUCCACCGGCCCCCCAGCAGUACCCGGGCCUCCAGCACGCCGCGGCCGCCUCCCCGCCGGGCCCGCCGCCACCACCACCGUCCCUGCAGUCUAUGCAAGCUUUACAAGUGCAGCCCGAAAUCCUGUCCCAGGGCCCGGUCCUGGUGCCGAACGCCUUGGUGUCCGAAGAGGAGCUCCCGGCCGCGGAGGCCCUGGUCCAGCUCCCCUUCCAGACCCUCCCGCCCCCGCAGACCGUCGCCGUCAACCUCCAAGUCCAGCCGCCCGGCGAGCCGCCCAUGGUUUACCAAGUUGAGGAUGUGUGUGAAGAAGAAAUGCCGGAAGAGUCGGAUGAGUGUUCCCGGCUGGACCGAACUCCGCCACCCCCCACCCUGUCCCCGGCAGCUAUAAAUGUAGGAAGAGGAGAGGAUCUGGCUUCCGAGGAUCCUUUGCUAGACCAAGUGGAACUUCCCGCGGUGGCCUCGGUCAGCGCGUCGGUGAUCAAGUCUCCGUCCGAUCCUUCGCAUGCCUCCCUUCCGCCGCCUCCGCUCCUGCUGCCCGCCGCCGCGACGAGGAGCAGCGGCGCGUCCCUGCCCAACAGCAUUCCGGGCCUGGAAAACAGACCCCCGCAGGCGAUCGUCAAGCCGCAGAUCUUGACCCACGUUAUCGAGGGCUUUGUGAUUCAGGAGGGGCUGGAGCCGUUUCCUGUCAGUCGUUCGUCUUUGCUGGUAGAACAGCCGGUGAAAAAGAGGCCUCUCUUGGAAAGUCAGGUCAUGAGUACUAUGUGUGUCCAGCCAGAAAUCCAGAAUGAUGCGAAGCAUGCCGACAACUCAUCCGACACAGAAAUAGAAGACAUGAUCGCUGAAGAGGGACUAGAGGAAAUGGACAGUGAAUUGCUGAAGUGUGAAUUUUGUGGCAAGAUGGGAUAUGCUAAUGAGUUCCUACGGUCCAAACGAUUCUGCACCAUGUCCUGUGCCAAAAGGUUCAACGUCAGUUGUUCGAAGAAGUUCCCCCUCAGCCGUUGGAACCGGAAGCCCGAGAACCCAAACCUGGGCCACCGAGGCCGGCGGCCGAGCGGCCCGGACGGGGCGACGAGGGACCACUUCCUUAGGCAGCUUCCAAUUACUUAUCCAUCUGCAGAAGAAGACUUGACCCCUCAUGAAGACACAGUGCCGUCUGCCAUGACAACUCGCCUGCGCAGGCAAAGCGAGAGGGAAAGGGAACGGGAACUUCGGGAUCUGAGAAUCCGGAAAAUGCCCGAUAACGUGGAUCUGCUGCCUGCUGCGCAAACGGACCCGUCGGUUUGGACGGUUGAUGAGGUUUGGGCCUUCAUCCACAAUCUACCCGGUUGUCAAGACAUUGCGGAUGAGUUCCGAGCACAGGAAAUCGACGGACAAGCGCUGCUCUUAUUAAAGGAAGACCACCUUAUGAGCGCCAUGAACAUCAAGCUGGGACCCGCUCUGAAAAUCUGCGCGCGGAUCAACUCACUCAAAGAAUCGUAACAGGAAUGGGAGGCUUUAGACCGGAGCGAUCCUUUCCCCAGUUUGUAAAUAAAUAACUCUUAAACGCGUUACUGGUACAGCAGCGUGUACUGAGCAGAUGGAGUCUCCAUCUCUUCCGCAUCCAGUCCAGAGAAAAAUCAGCCUUCUAGCUCGUCCGUAAUUAGCCAGCGUUCACUUUUCAGGUUCAUAAAAUGGAAGUGGCCUCGAAGGAAUUGUUACACCGAGUGAUGAGGUGGAACAGAGUUAAGGGAAAAGAAAUGGAAGUCAAAUGGGUUGUGAUAGAUUGGGUCCUUUUUAAGAUCAUCUCAUUACUUACAUUUCUCUUCUCCCGAUGCCUCCACCACUGUUACCACCUUUCCCGAAUAAUGAAUGUUCAGAGAUUUCCCAUGGUAGAGAAUUUUUAGAUUGGGGAAUAGCAGGAGUGAAGAGCCAUAGGGUCUGUGGGACGUUGAAGAAGGAGAAAAUGCUGUUAUGCAUCUAGGUUGUUUUCUCUCUCAUUUUGGGGGGUAGUCGGAGGGGUGAACUUCUGCAGAGGAAGCAGUAGAAAGCAGCUACUUGACAAACUGCAGUGAAAAGGAUAAUUGGCCAGAAUGUCUGGAUAUGUUCGGCGCUUGUCCCGCUGCUUGCUUGGAAAAAGGCACUUGGUCCCGAUUUCUACAUUUGUUUAAAAAAAAAAAAGGGGGCGGGCGGGGAGAAUCAGAAUACCUGGCCCAUCUCACCUGCUAGGAAUAUUUGCGGAAUUACAAGCCAAGAGGCGGGAAAUGCUUUGAGUGUCUCCGAAGAAGAGCGCUACUGAAAUUCAGCGUUAAUGCUCUGCAGUCGGUUUCUGGUUGGUUUGGUUUUUUUUUUCCCCCUCUAAUUUUCUCAGCGGUAGAAAAUGGGUUGCCCACCUCAUAUUAUUCUGCUCUACAAAAUGGAAGAGUGACGCGCAAAUGGAAUCCCACCCAGAGUCCUACCCCACGGAGGCGUUACCGUCAGUAUUGGCCCGCCGCCGCACACCGCGGAGGACGUGACGCCAAUGUCCCCGGCGGACGGUGACCACCCACCGCCAGAAAGGAAACAGUUCGGUCAAGCCAGCGUUGUUGUUCUCUGGAUCGGCGUCCCAACUCGUCUGGCCAUUAAAAGCCAAGGAACGGGCACUGCUUUCUCCUUCAACAAAACUCGCACCAGCCCGCAAGAGCGUCUCCCGGGCGGUAUCGCGUUGAGGCCCGCUUUUUAUCCCAUGGUGUGCAUCGGCAGCGUAAAGUCUGAGAGACCCUGGUAAAAACUAGGGAUCGGAAACCGUGGAAAACCUGUCUAAGAUCACAGCGACGGCCCCAGAGGACGGAGAAGGGCCGAAGGAGAUUCACGCGACGCUCGGCCAGAGGUUUCUUUUGUCCAUUUUCCGCCUCUCCCGCCCGCAUGUUCAC
Molecule: messenger RNA, 3971 nt
Organism: Tachyglossus aculeatus (Australian echidna)
Lineage: Eukaryota; Metazoa; Chordata; Mammalia; Monotremata; Tachyglossidae
Gene: PHC3
Product: polyhomeotic homolog 3
Exons: 12
Coding region: 1-2562 (853 amino acids)
Cellular component (GO): nucleus; PRC1 complex
Molecular function (GO): protein binding; zinc ion binding
Source: RefSeq, a predicted model, not a curated record